Molecule: messenger RNA, 3177 nt
Organism: Pongo pygmaeus (Bornean orangutan)
Lineage: Eukaryota; Metazoa; Chordata; Mammalia; Primates; Hominidae
Gene: ARMCX2
Product: armadillo repeat containing X-linked 2
Exons: 5
Coding region: 888-2768 (626 amino acids)
Cellular component (GO): mitochondrion
Molecular function (GO): protein binding
Source: RefSeq, a predicted model, not a curated record
UGACCGUCGUUCUCCGUCCUCCUCUGGGUACCAACUCUAUUGCGCAGCUCGCUGCCGUGCGUUUAACCCAGGCGAGGAGGAGGAGGAGGAGAAAAUUCCCCCAGAUUCGGGCAGGCCCGCACCCCACAUCCCGUCCUGUUUUGAGAGGAGGAGGGAAGAGAAAUAAACGUGGCAGCGCAUAGAAGGCCAGCAGGGAGACUGCUUUCCAGACACCUCCGGCCCACACAGCCGUUCACCCCCCGUCUUUUCAGUCCUGGAAAAGGAAUUCGGGCUUUCAUUGUCUAACGUCGACAGUCUAUAUUUCUGCUCUUCAGUCUGUCCUUAGGAUGAAGCUCUAACUGAACUGAAGUAAGGAGAAACAGCCUUGAAUCUUUGGAGGGUCUGUCUUCCUUUUGGGCUCUGUGCAACUGCAGCUACAGUGGAAAAAAGCAAACUGCUCUUGAUCCCAGAAGGUUGGUAUGUGCAUGGGCACCAUCUAGGGACCUUGGGGGUAGAGGGUGGGGCAUCAUAGCAGAAUCUGAGAUCUCUACUGUUUUUCCAGCUCUCUACCAGCUUUACCGAUGUCUGUACUGCCUCUCGUCCUUCCAUUUAGAUGCUGGAAGUUGUAGGCAUUGGCAGAGCAGGCUAAGGUUGAAGAUGUAGAAAACGUUAAACUAGGUCUGUGAAUCAGCAAACACAGGCCUUGACACCUGUGUCUGGGUGCUCGUUAGACACGAAGUGAGCCAGAGCCCUAAGCCUCAUUUUUAUCCUUUACCCCUAGGCCCUGCCUAAGCCUCAGCAGAACUUGUAAGCCUAAACUGAAGAGCCUCACCCGGACGAGCAGGCAUCCCUUAACCUUAAGCAAUCCAGUUCCACGCCCUGGAUCAGUGAAUAACCCCAGCUGCACCAUGAGCCGCGUUCGGGAUGCUGGCUGUGUAGCGGCGGGGAUAGUGAUAGGGGCUGGUGCCUGGUACUGUGUCUACAAAUACACCAGGGGGAGAGACCAGACCAAGAAGAGAAUGGUCAAGCCCAAAAACCGGGCUGUGGCUGGGACUGGAGCCAGGGCUAGAGCUGGGCUAAGAGCCGGAUUCACAAUCGACCUUGGGUCAGGAUUCAGUCCCCCAACCCCAGUCCGCGCUGAAGCAGAGGACAGGGCCCAGGAUGAAGCCUCUGCUCUGGACGCAGUUGGAGCUGAGGCAGUGGCCCCAGCUGCAUCCAGCGCUGAGGCUCAGAGUGGGGCAGGCAGUCAGGCCCAAGAGGCAGAUGGAGCCGGGGUUGGGCCUAAGGCCGAAUCAGCAGCUGGGGCUGCAAUGGCUUCUUCAAUAGCACCACCUCCCGGGGUGACAGAGUCCCUUGGGGCUGCAGAAGCCCCUGCAAUGGCAGGGGCUCCCAAAGUGGUAGAAGCUCCCAGAGAAGCGGAGACUUCCAGGGCAGCGGUGCCUCCUGGGACAGUGGUGCCUACCGAAGCGGCAGCACCCACUGAGGUGACCGAGGGUCCUGGGGUAGCAGCACCUACCAAGGUAGCUGAAGUUCCCGGGGUGGCAUCGCCUACCGAGGCAGCUGAGGCUCCUGUGCCCGCAACGCCUACUGGGGCUGCAGAGUCUCCUGGAACUUCUGGUUCCCCUAGAACAGCGGUGGUUCCUGGAACAUCAGCUGCCAAGAAAGCAACCCCUGGGGCUCACACUGGGGCUAUACCCAAAGCCACAUCAGCGACUGGAGCGGUACCCAAAGGUGGAGCCAAGGGUGUAACCAGGUCCCGGAAUGGGGGCAAGGGCAAGGGCAAGAAAAGCAAGGUUGAAGUAGACGAACUGGGGAUGGGCUUCCGUCCUGGAGAUGGGGUUGCAGCAGCUGCUGCAGCCUCUGCUAAUGGCGGACAGGCUUUCCUGGCAGAGGUCCCUGAUUCUGAGGAAGGGGAGUCCGGAUGGACUGACACAGAGUCAGAUUCAGACUCUGAGCCCGAGACCCAGCGCAGAGGGAGGGGAAGAAGACCCGUUGCCGUGCAGAAGCGCCCCUUUCCUUAUGAAAUUGAUGAGAUUCUGGGUGUCCGCGAUCUCAGGAAGGUCCUUGCCUUGCUUCAGAAAUCUGAUGAUCCUUUCAUCCAACAGGUAGCUUUGCUCACUCUGAGCAACAAUGCCAAUUAUUCAUGCAAUCAAGAGACAAUCCGCAAAUUGGGAGGCCUCCCAAUUAUUGCAAACAUGAUCAACAAAACUGAUCCACACAUUAAGGAAAAAGCCUUAAUGGCCAUGAAUAACCUGAGUGAGAAUUAUGAAAAUCAGGGCCGGCUUCAGGUGUACAUGAAUAAAGUGAUGGAUGAUAUCAUGGCCUCUAACCUGAACUCAGCAGUUCAAGUAGUUGGACUAAAAUUUCUAACAAACAUGACUAUUACUAAUGACUACCAGCACCUGCUUGUCAAUUCCAUUGCAAACUUUUUCCGUUUGCUAUCUCAGGGAGGUGGAAAAAUCAAGGUUGAGAUUUUGAAAAUCCUUUCGAAUUUUGCUGAAAAUCCAGAUAUGUUGAAGAAACUUCUCAGUACCCAAGUGCCAGCAUCAUUUAGUUCCCUCUAUAAUUCUUACGUGGAAUCAGAAAUCCUUAUUAAUGCCCUUACUCUAUUUGAGAUCAUCUAUGACAAUCUCAGAGCAGAAGUGUUUAACUAUAGAGAAUUCAAUAAAGGUUCCCUUUUUUACUUAUGCACUACAUCUGGAGUGUGUGUUAAGAAAAUUAGAGCCUUAGCAAAUCACCAUGACCUCUUAGUGAAAGUGAAAGUUAUAAAACUAGUGAACAAAUUCUGAUUGGUUAUGUACCGUCAAAAGACUUGAAGAAAUUUCAUGAUUUUGCAGUGUGGAAGCAUUGAAAAUUGAAAGUUACUGCUUUUCCACUUGCUCAUAUAGUAAAGGGAUCCUUUCAGCUGCCAGUGUUGAAUAAUGUAUCAUCCAGAGUGAUGUUAUCUGUGACAGUCACCAGCUUUAAGCUGAACCAUUUUAUGAAUACCAAAUAAAUAGACCUCUUGUACUGAAAACAUAUUUGUGACUUUAAUCGUGCUGCUUGGAUAGAAAUAUUUUUACUGGUUCUUCUGAAUUGACAGUAAACCUGUCCAUUAUGAAUGGCCUACUGUUCUAUUAUUUGUUUUGACUUGAAUUUAUCCACCAAAGACUUCAUUUGUGUAUCAUCAAUAAAGUUGUAUGUUUCAGCUGACAAAAA